This is a messenger RNA of Aegilops tauschii subsp. strangulata, 1606 nucleotides long. The record is from RefSeq and is a predicted model, not a curated record. NCBI's taxonomy places the organism in Eukaryota, Viridiplantae, Streptophyta, Magnoliopsida, Poales, Poaceae.
CAACGAAAUCUGCAAAGUAGAUUAUGUGACCAGUAACCUUGCAGAAUGCUUCAAUUCAAAGUUCAAGUCAGUGAAAGGGCUCUUGUUGUGGCAAGCAUUUGACAAGAUGAGGCAAAUGAUCAUGAUAAAGAUGGCUCUUCGCAAAAGAAUUGCAGAAACACAAUAUGUUAGUCAUCAAAUGCUCCCAUCACUGAUUAAGGCAUUGCACUUGAAGGCAAGAGGGCUGAAGAUGAAAUGUAUUCGAUCUGGUACAUAUGAGGGAGAGGUUACCUAUACUGACACUAAAAAUAGGGUAUGGAGGUAUCCUGUGAACCUAAGUACUAGAGAAUGUACUUGUAGGCAAUGGCAGAUCCGUGGGAAGCCAUGCACACAUGCCCUACAUCUGAUGACCGUUAUCGGGGGUGCAGAUGGUGAAGUUGAUCAAUAUUGCUCUGAGUAUUUCUCUGUUGCCAAAUUUAUGGUUGCUUAUGCUGACAAUGUGCCUGCACUAUUGGGGAAAGAUCAAUGGAACAUAGUAGAUCCAGGGUUCAAACUCCACGCUCCUGUCAUUACUAGACCACCAGGAAGACCAAGGAACCAGAGGAUUAGAGCAGGUGAGGAGGGUCGUCUACCAAAGAAGCGUGCUUGCAAAAAAUGUGGAGUUCUGGGGCAUAUUGCUAGGCUUUGUACCAAUGCAGUGGAUGCAUCAUUUGGAGAGGAGGAAAGAUGGACAGUAGCCACUGCUGAGGAGAAUGCAGCAGCAAUGGAGACUGAAGAUGCAGUGGAGAAUGCAGCAGCAAAUGAAGCAGUGGAGGAUGCAGCAGCAAAUGAAGCAUCUUGCUCUAGGGAGAAAAGGCCAAGAGAUGAAGAAGCAGAAGAUUUUGAAACCAUGGCCCUUGAUGGUUUUAAAGCUAUAAGAGAGGAAGAGGAGGGGGUAAUGUUUCCAAUUGUGCCUUUAAAGAUUACUGAACCCAUAGAUGACUGUCAAAUGGUCGUCAAGUGCUCGGCGAGUGGAACUACUCCAUCAGCACCUCCACGGGGAAAACCCCAAGUAAAGCCCAAGAUCAAAAGGAACAAGAGUCUGAAAGAAAAGAGCAUCUCAACUAGGGAAACCAGGAGCAAGACGGUGAAGCCAGCUGCAAACACAAGGAGCAAGUCGAAAAUGUUGGCAUCUUAAAACUUGGUAGAUUUAAGCUACUGUGAAAACUUAUCAUUUGUAAUAAUGUUGCUUCUACUUUGGUUUCUUAUUUGAGUCAGAAUUCAAAUUUCCAUCAAAAUUUGAAUUUAAAUCAAUAUUUAAAUUUGGGCCAAAAUUUGGAUUCGAGCCAAAGUUGAAGUUGAACAUUGGAGGUUCAUUGCUCUGUGCGGUGUAUUUGAUCGAGCAUUUGAAGUCCAAUAUUCAUAGGUGAACAGUCCGAAUGAGAAAUGUGCUAGAAACGAGCCCGAAAGCUAGGGUAAACAACCCUAUUUGAAAUCAAGUUUUUUUUGACCUUGCCUAAAUGAGGCAUAUAUAUUUUUAUUAACACUUGUUCCAUAUAUAUAGGGUAAAAACGAAGUCUCACUAUUUAUUGAUUAAUAUUCAUAUUACUACAUUUUUUUGAAAAAAUAUGCUUUUAAUUCAAAACCG